Molecule: messenger RNA, 5867 nt
Organism: Crotalus tigris (Tiger rattlesnake)
Lineage: Eukaryota; Metazoa; Chordata; Lepidosauria; Squamata; Viperidae
Gene: ZC3H12C
Product: zinc finger CCCH-type containing 12C
Exons: 6
Coding region: 457-3018 (853 amino acids)
Cellular component (GO): nucleus; cytoplasmic ribonucleoprotein granule
Molecular function (GO): metal ion binding; RNA endonuclease activity; mRNA binding
Source: RefSeq, a predicted model, not a curated record
CGCCUGGGCACCAAAGGCCGCCGCGGCCUCUCCGGGGCCGCUCCCAAGACCUCGGGGACAGGCGCGAGGGAGGCCGCGCGCUUCCCGCACCGGGCCCGGAGCGGGCGGGGGAGGUGUAGCCGGAACAAGGGCCAAGGCGAGAUAUUCACCGGCGAAGAGGAGGCGGGGAUCGGGCUGCCCCGGCCUCCCGUAACGUUAUGCCUGUACUCCUGCCCCUCUGCGGGGCAACCGGCCGGGUGUUUUGCAGGCCCGGCCUGGCGGGGAGGAGUCCUCGAGGUCGCGUUGCUGAGCUUCCCAGCCGCCGAAAGGCCGUGAGGUGCCCCGAGCGAGAGGAGGAGGAGGAGGGAGAAGGCAGGAAGGGACACAGCCGCUUCGUUUUGAACCUAUGGAAGAACUACAAGAUACUUUGUACACAGAAAAACCAACAAAGUGGAGUCAAUCACAUGCGGCAACUUCAUGGGCUUGAAGGAUCACUUGAAGCAUGACCUCGGACACCUCUAUGAGGAUACAUCAGAGACUCAAAUAAGUGCAAUUGCACCUUGGUCAAUGAUAGAAAAACCAACUAUGGAUAAAAUUAAUUCUAAAAAAGAGGAUCCUAAGAAAGAACUGUCUGAAGAAACCAGAAGCUUCAGUUGUGAUUCUGAGGAAAAUACAAAUUCUGAUAAUGAAUUGGGAAAAGCAGCUAAAAUUAGAACAGAACCAUGCUCUUUAUCUAAGGAUCACAGACAAAAGUAUUCAUGUUUAGAACCACAUAUUCUAAAGCGCAAUGAAAUUUUACAAGACAUUAAGUUGGAGGAAGUUCAGAUAGGAUCUAAAGAAAUUAAAAAACCUGAUAUGGUGAAAGAAUAUCAAACCAAACUUGAUUUUGCGCUUAAGUUAGGUUACUCUGAAGAACAAAUUCAACUUGUGCUGAAUAAACUUGGUACUGAUGCUUUAAUCAAUGAUAUAUUGGGGGAACUUGUCAAACUUGGAAAUAAAACUGAGGCAGAUCAGAAUGUAAUUUCUAUUAACACUAGUGUAAUGCGAGAAGCAUCUUCCAUUGAUUCUCAGAGAUCUGACUCUCCCCUUCAAGAGGAUGUUCUUGUGGAUGGUGACAACCUGAGGCCAAUAGUUAUUGAUGGCAGCAAUGUGGCAAUGAGCCAUGGAAACAAAGAAGUAUUCUCUUGUCGUGGGAUAAAACUGGCCGUGGAUUGGUUUUUGGAAAGAGGACACAAAGAUGUCACAGUGUUUGUUCCAGCAUGGAGAAAAGAACAGUCACGACCAGAUGCACUCAUUACAGAUCAAGAAAUCUUGCGUAAAUUAGAAAAAGAGAAAAUUCUGGUGUUCACCCCAUCACGUCGAGUUCAAGGGAGAAGGGUGGUAUGCUAUGAUGACAGAUUCAUAGUGAAGUUGGCUUUUGAGUCAGAUGGUAUAAUUGUAUCUAAUGAUAACUACAGAGAUCUAGCUAAUGAAAAGCCAGAAUGGAAGAAAUUUAUUGAUGAGCGACUUCUGAUGUAUUCAUUUGUCAAUGACAAAUUCAUGCCUCCAGACGAUCCUCUCGGCCGUCAUGGCCCAAGUCUGGAGAACUUUUUGAGGAAGAAACCUGUUGUACCAGAACAUAAGAAGCAACCCUGUCCAUAUGGGAAGAAAUGCACUUAUGGACACAAAUGCAAAUAUUAUCACCCAGAAAGAGGAAAUCAGCCUCAGAGGUCAGUAGCUGAUGAACUUCGUGCCAUGUCUAGGAACACAGCUGCCAAAGCUGCUAGUGAAGGAGGACUGGUGAAAAGCAACAGUGUUCCUUGUAGUACUAAGACAGAUAACACUACAGAUCUCAAGCGAACUACUCCAAAGAGGCAAUCAGAUCCUAGUAUAAGGACUCAAGUCUACCAAGACUUGGAAGAAAAGCUUCCCACCAAAAAUAAAUUGGGAACCAGAUCUGUACCUUCUUUAGUUAGUAUACCAACUUCUGCUGCUGCAAAACCCCAAAGUACUGCACCUUUAACUAAUGGCCUUCCAUCUGGAGUUCAUUUCCCACCUCAGGAUCAAAGACCACAGGGACCAUAUUCUCCAGUGAUAAUGACAACCAAAAAUCAUGGAACGCCAAUGCCUUACGAGCAGUAUCCCAAAUGUGAUUCUCCUGUGGAUGUAGGUUAUUACUCUAUGCUCAGUGCAUAUUCAAACCUAAGUAUCUCUGGUCCCAGAAGUCCGGAAAGACGUUUCUCUUUGGACACAGAUUACAGAAUUAGUUCUGUAGCUUCUGAUUGUAGUAGUGAAGGGAGCAUGAGUUGUGGCAGUAGUGAUUCCUACAUGGGUUACAAUGAUAGAUCCUAUGUGAGUUCUCCUGACCCUCAACUGGAAGAGAAUGUAAAAUGUCAACAUAUGCAUCCCCGUAGCCAUCUGAAUUCGCAGUCCUUCUUACAGAGUUACCACGAUACACUAACCAGAGUGCAAAGUUAUAGUCAUGAAGAACCAAAGCAUCAUCCGAAGCCUUCAGUUCCAUACAUGGCUGUGCAGUUUCAGCAUCCAAACAUGGGAAGCCGUUCUACUUGUCCUAUUGACUACCCCACUUCUCAGGGUUCACAGCAUUCAAAAAGCAUGCCUCUGGGGAGAGCUCUUGCAUCCACAAGACUGGACAGUAUAUCAGACUCACGUUUGUAUGAUAAUUCUCCAUUGAGAAAAAGAAAAACAUACUCUGCUCAAGAUGGACUCAGUAGUUGGGAUAGGCCAGGCUAUGGGAUGGAUACAUAUGGCUAUCGCCAAACUUACUCUUUACCCAGCAAUCCCACUCCACCAUGUUAUGAACACUUUGCUUUCCAAAGCUUACCUGAGCAACCCGAUCAGCCUUGGCAGAUACCUUACUGUGGAAUGCCUCAAGAUCUUCCAAGGUACCAAGACAGUCGAGAGAAAGUCUACAUCAACCUGUGCAACAUUUUCCCGCCUGACCUGGUGAGGAUUGUUAUGAAGAGGAAUCCUCACAUGGCAGAUGCUCAGCAGCUUGCUGCAGCCAUUUUAGUGGAGAAGUCUCAGCUAGGUUAUUGAUGACAUGAUAUUGAUGAUGCAUCUUUAUGGUGUCUAUAGUUCAGUUUCAGCUGUAUUGCUGAGGGAGGUUUGCUACAAUAGCAUUUGUGAUCUCCUUCUCAGCAAGGAGGUUAUAUAGUAAUCCAUAUAUGUGAAAUACUGUGCCAUGGAACCUGUAUGUAUAACCCCACACUGGAAGUAACAGGAUUUAUUUUAAAUACUCAGUUUUUUAAAAAAAAAAAUUUCGUGGCUGGAAUGUCUCUCCAGCUGAAUAUAUUAUAACUAUGAUGUCUCAAAUAAGAAUCCCUAGUGCAUGUGGGUUUUAUAUGCAGCACUUUUUAAUAUUUGUUACAUAUUUAUUAAAUUAUUGGGUGUUUUAUCCUUCAAGUGCAAAACAUUUUUUUCAAAACAGCAGAAAACUAAAGAGGAUUUUCUGUGCCCAGCCAACUUUUUUUCAAGUUAAGCUUAUUAGGAUCUAUUUUUUUCAUAAUUAAGUUAUUUAAUUUUAUUGUGUGAUUUUCUUUGUAUAUAAUCAUUUUAUUUAUAGAAAACAACAGUCUUUUACAGCACUGAAUUUUUUAAAGUAAUGUAUAAGUUACCAGUUUUUACAUUGAAAUGGGUAACAAUAUAUUAGUACUUUAUAGUAUGGCACUUUUUAAUUUGGUUAUGGAUUUAAUUUAUUUGUUGAUUACUGUUAAUUUUGUUGUAAGCAGAAGCAAUCAGUAGGAGAGAAACUUGUUUUUAUUAAUUUAUUAUGCAGAUGAAAAAAAAACUUUAUGUGCAGGUCCUGAAAUUAUUCAGCUUAUCCAGUUCCUGAUUGUCACAAAUUUGACUACAAAUAUAUCCGUUUAGGCAACAGUCUUGUGCAGCCAAUGUACAUUUCCAUUAAUCAGAAAUGGCAUUGAAAAGUGUAUCUCUUGUUCUUUUACUUAAUGCACAGGUAUUUCAUAAAAUAACUGUUUUUAAAGAAACAAAUUAUGUUCUCAAUGCAAUUUUUGUAUAUAAGAUUGUGUAUUUUCAUGCUAUUUAUUGAGAAAGUUUUACAUUGUGUUCAGGAUAUGCAACAUCUUAACUGCACUAUAGUAAUGGUAAUUAUAGAUGAAAACAGCACAUUCUUUUUGUGAAAUACUGUAUAGAAUUAGUUUUUCUGGCCUGUUGCAUUAUAUAGGCCCAAUUCUUGCCAUGAACAACAUAGCUUUAGAAGUAGACACUGUCAUCUCUUCUAGUAUUAGUAUGGGAGAUUUCUGGUUUUAAGUUUUGAGCUUUUGUAGCUCUUGUAAAAUGUAAUUUUACAUAAAUAGAUUAACAGUAGAUCUCACAGUGCCUGAUACCGUAGACAUCGUGAUUGACUGCUCAUAUAAUAGAAGUCCCUUCAGAGCUUCAUACUGUGAUGAUUCCCAAGUUUAUAUAAUUAUUGCUGAUAACUGGGUGGAUGACUGCAACUUGAAGAUGCUAUAGAAUCAGAAAGUACCUACGCUGUUGAUACAAAUUGUAUCUUUAACUAUUAGAACUAUUUAAUUUAUAUAUCUAACUUUUAAAAAGAACAUUGAAUUGUGUGAAAAUGAUUUUAGACUUUGGGCAACAUUUUAUCUCUUAUUUUUUAAAAAAAAUAUUUCAAACCCAGACUUUUUUUCUGCUUGAAUACCCCUUGACCAUUUAUCAUAAAACUGAGUAAGAUGAUAGCUAAAAAUAAUGAUAAAAUGCUGCCUAAAAAGAUGUCCAAGCACCUUUUGAAUACAUUUUCACUACUUAUGCAACACCAUGUGUUGUAAGAAGUAGGAUGUUGAUACACAGUAAAUGCUUCUGCAAAGCAUUAUACUUUUAGAGGUAUCCAGUAAUCUGAACCAUGUUCAGCAACUUUAAUUCAGGAAUUACUCUUCUACACAGUGUUCACUAUUGUAUAAUCAGACAGGAUAUUGCUUCUGUUAGGUUCAUCUCUCUCCCUGAAAAUGGCAUCUUACAUUUUGUCCAUGUGUCCUAAAAAAAAAACCUCUUUCAAUAUUCCUUUAUUUUGUCCUCAACUUCCUUGUUUCUAGCUUUUGCAGAAUAUAUUUUAUUGAAGAGAUUGUACAUUUUGCAUGGAUAUGCCAAUCCUCUUUCCUAUGAAAUAGAACUGACUUAUUGCAAUGGGCUUAUUAUUCACAUGAUGUUGUUGCUACUGGUGAGGGCGAAAUGCAGAAACAUGACUUCUGGAAUAGAGAUGUUUUAUAUUUAUUUUCAGUUGAUGUAUAUGGAAUCAUACUUAAGAUUGACUGCAGCAUCCUUUCUUGAGAAAAUUAUAUGAUUGUACAUUGUGUAUUACAGUGUUAAAAUGUGCAAUUGCUGGACUUGCGUAAUAUAGAAUUUAAACACACUGAUGAGAAAUGUGCUGACUUAACUGAAUUUAGGGCACAUGGCAGCUCUGCUUUGAUACACGUUUUCAGAGCUGAUGUGGUCUUCUCCAGUUACAAUUAAAAGCAGGUUUCUCCCCCACCCCACCCCUUGCCACACAAAUGUCUAUGUUGUGUUCCAUUGCAAUAACUUAAACAUAACUGGCUCUACUGUAUCCUGCAUUUUACAGAAAGCCGCAGAGUGUGAAAUAAUCCAUUUUUUGCCCUCAUUCUAUCAUUUUUUAGUGGGAAUACUUGGUUUGGGCUAACUGUAAUUCUGCCAUCUUAUAAACCGUUAAAUUUGAUUAAGCUCAUUGUUGUUGCUUUUUGUGCUGCGCAGGUCUUUAAUAAGCUAUUUGAGUAAAGAGUAUUAUUUUAAGUUCUAACAUUUAGAAAAUCAAGGAAUGUUUGGUUAUCUGCAUACUUAUGUGGUGUAUGGUUAGGGUGUAGAAGCAGGAAAGCUAGAGGAAAAUCCACUGUUAACUACCUAAGGCCUCAUAA